Molecule: messenger RNA, 680 nt
Organism: Gossypium arboreum
Lineage: Eukaryota; Viridiplantae; Streptophyta; Magnoliopsida; Malvales; Malvaceae
Product: histone H2AX-like
Exons: 2
Coding region: 111-533 (140 amino acids)
Cellular component (GO): nucleosome
Molecular function (GO): protein heterodimerization activity; structural constituent of chromatin; DNA binding
Source: RefSeq, a predicted model, not a curated record
AAUACCGCAACUCACUUUACUUAACUUUCCACGGAAUUCAAGUUUUUGCUCUUUUCCCGUUUGCCAUUUCCUAUCUUCACAGCGGAAUUUAGGGUUUAGGAAUUUUGAAUAUGAGCUCUACGGGUGGAUCAACGAAAGGAGGGAGAGGGAAACCGAAGGCAUCAAAGUCGGUUUCGAGGUCGCACAAGGCCGGUCUUCAAUUUCCUGUCGGGAGGAUCGCCAGGUUCUUGAAAGCUGGAAAAUAUGCCGAGCGUGUUGGUGCCGGAGCUCCCGUCUAUCUCUCUGCCGUGCUUGAGUACCUUGCUGCUGAGGUUCUAGAACUUGCUGGGAAUGCAGCGAGAGACAACAAAAAGACCCGAAUUGUUCCAAGACACAUCCAACUGGCAGUAAGGAACGAUGAAGAGUUGAGCAAGCUUUUGGGUUCAGUCACUAUUGCAAAUGGAGGUGUUUUACCAAAUAUUCAUCAAACUCUUCUUCCUAAGAAAAUGGGGAAGGAUAAGGGUGAAAUUGGAUCUGCUUCUCAGGAGUUUUAGGCCUUUAGCUUUUUUAAUUUUAAUAUGGAAAAAUGGUAAAUAGUAGAAUAUGCUGUUUAGGGUUUGGGGAUUUUGAUACCGAGCUUUGAAUUUUGGUUUGUAAUCUUUUGAACAAAGCUCUUAUAUAUCAAACUAUUUUGGGCAAAA